Molecule: messenger RNA, 1065 nt
Organism: Fusarium subglutinans
Lineage: Eukaryota; Fungi; Ascomycota; Sordariomycetes; Hypocreales; Nectriaceae
Exons: 3
Coding region: 1-1065 (354 amino acids)
Source: RefSeq, a predicted model, not a curated record
AUGGACGGCCUCUCAGUAGCCGCAUCCUGCAUUGCUGUAAUCCAAGCUGCUGAUCAAACCUACAAGAUCAUAUCGCAAUUUAGAAGAGAUUGCAAAGACGCGAAGAGUGACUCGGUCGCUGUGAGCCAAGAGUUGUCCACCUUGAUAAGAACUCUCACACAGCUGAAGGAUUUGGUGCCCGAUGGUAGUGACUUCGCGAAUAGUGACUUGGCCAACAAUACUAAGAGAGACAUCCAAAAUAUUGUUUCAAGCUGCUUGGUAGUGGCUAGCGAUAUAGAGGAUGUUCUGUCGGGCCACGAAGGAAAGUUGGCUGCACUCAGUUGGGCCACCAGAGGCAAGCGAAAAGUCGCGACAUCCAAAGUGCUUUUUGGAAACGAAUCGUCGAGCUCUCAGUCUGGCUGUCGAUACCAUUACGCUGUUACCACUGCCCAGAAUAUCAAGCAGGAUACAGCCAAUAUUCUAGAUGAUACUACGCAUAUGAGAGGUGAUAUUUACGACUUGGUCGUGAGGAUCAGAAACCUCGAGGCGAUGGUUGCAGACAAAGACCCCGAUGAUCCGCGAAAAUAUGUACUGAUGCGUUAUCUCAACGAUUUAUCCUCCGUUGCUGCGUCUGUAUGUGAUAUGUCGUCAAGGCCUGCGACCCCUGAGUCAGACACCAGCGAGUCGAUUCUGGAUGUUUGGAGACAGCAGCACUGGCGAAUGGACAAGGCAGAUGGGCUGCCCAGAUCCUUUCACACGCCAUGCUGCAUUCUCCCGCUCUCCCCCAAUUGGGCACUAUUUGUCCAGCAGACCGGCGGCGACGGAGCUUCCAUCGUCAAGGUAGUCAAAACAACUGACCCUGAAGGAAAGCCAAAGCUCGUGUGCAAAAGUGGGUUUCUUCCUCAAAGCAGAGAAGUCAAGAAAGGACUUUUCACGUUCUCGCACAUGGACCAAACUAUCACUACCAUUCGACACGUUGAGCGUUCCGCAAUCUUGUACACUUGGAAGCUCCAUGGGGAUUGGUUCACAGAUGCCGAUGUGACGAGGCAGGCACAGGAGCCUAGAAGGCUUCUCCUACCAGAAUAA